Messenger RNA from Siniperca chuatsi (mandarin fish), 5977 nucleotides. RefSeq lists its product as uncharacterized. The transcript is spliced from 6 exons. The coding region runs from base 437 to 1681 and encodes 414 amino acids. The record is from RefSeq and is a predicted model, not a curated record. NCBI's taxonomy places the organism in Eukaryota, Metazoa, Chordata, Actinopteri, Centrarchiformes, Sinipercidae.
AUAGGCACUCUCUGAAAGUGCAUUGUACAAGCCUAAAGACGCAUUUUAAGUUCUAUAGCACCCAGAAAUAAUACCCAACCUACAUCUUGAUGGUGCUGUAAAAACUAUAACUAAAAUGAAAUCUUCAAACAACAUCCUAUUGAAAUAUUGAUUAACACUUGAUUUUUUUAAAUCAGACGGUUCUUUGAGUCUUUUUGCUUCACAGUUGCCGUCAAACUACUCUUUUUUGUAUGUGCAGCCUGUGUAUCUUUUUACAAGACAUUUAAGAAUUGGCUGGGAGGACACCGUUUAUUUUGGGGGGUUGCCAAUUUCUAUAUUUUAUGUAGGUGUUUGAAUGUGGUUUUCUUUGGGGGAAACUGCAGUGAGAUACGGCAACAUUACAUUCCCUUGUAUGGUCAUCGCCCCUCAGUGGAUGCCCUGAGGUCCGCGUGGAGGCAUGGGUUGGCAUGGUGACUGCAACUUUGACCAUAAAGCAACACUGGCAGUUGACGGUUCAUUGCGCGUGGACUGGAGCACUGCAAGCUCCUUGUCUGACCUCGCGCUUUUGGGGAGUACGCGGACCUGCUUGGCACGCAGACUGAUUCUGGCAGCUCCUUUGGGCGCACUGGACUUCAGCGAGGUGAAUGUUGAUGACACCAUUGAAAUGUUACCAAAAUCAAGACGAGCUCUCACCAUUCAAGAGAUUGCGGCAUUAGCGCGAUCCUCUCUGCAUGGUAUUUCCCAGGUAGUGAAGGACCAUGUGACGAAGCCUACAGCCAUGGCUCAAGGCAGAGUGGCCCACCUGAUAGAGUGGAAAGGCUGGUGUAAGCCUAUAGACACUCCAGCAGCCCUGGAAUCAGACUUCAACUCUUACUCCGACCUCACUGAGGGAGAACAGGAGGCGCGCUUCGCUGCCGGUGUGGCAGAGCAGUUCGCCAUAGCGGAGGCUAAGCUGAGGGCCUGGUCCUCUGUGGACGGUGACGAGUCCAACGAUGACUCAUAUGACGAGGACUUUCUGCCUGCCAACGAGCCCACCACACAGAGCACAGAUGUGCCAUCAUAUCCUCCCUACUUGAAGGACCUGAUCCACAGCCAGCUUUGCCAACACCUGGGCCUGCGAGGGCCCUGUUGCGAGGGUGGAGGAGGAGGCGGCGAGGGAGGUGGCAGCGGAGAGCCCUCCCCCACGGCAGGCUCCCCGGACACCCUGUGCUCCAGCCUCUACAGCCUGGACGAGCACCACCCGCUGCUGCGUGACCUGGGCAGCCACCGCGGCACCCACUCCCACAGCAACGCAGCCGAGCUCGCCGCCAAGAUCCUGUCGGUGCUGCAGGGAGGGGAGGAGCUGCUGCUGGCUCGACUUCAGAGGGUGGGGCAGAGUGGGCCUGGUGGGGGGGACAGCGGCUUCCACAGCCUGGGUGGGGAAGGGCGGGGCAUCAGGCCCUGCGGGGGUCAGGACUCUCCUUGCUACUCCAUGUCUUACUCUGAGACGUACCUGUCACCUGGCGAGGAUGACGACAGCCCCUGCAAGGACUAUGAGAGCACCGUGUGUCAGGUGGAGGCGGAGGGAAACGGAGUGGAGCCCAACUACGAUCCACGCAGGAGGGUCUCUGACGUGGCCUCCUCUGGGGUUGUGUCUCUUGAUGAGGAGGAUGAAGAGGAAGAGGAGGAGGAGGAGAGGGCAGGAGAACCAAACAACCAAUGACUCCUCUCAUCUCACCUGAGUGUUUAAUCCCUCUAAGUUCUUGGAGGGUUUUCUUUUUCGCAACAACUUCCACUCUCCUCCAUGGCGUCUGAAAAGUCUGAACCUCUACGCAUGUUGCUUUUCUUUCUCCUCUGACUGAAGCAUAAAUCAUCCGUCUUUGCCUUACUUGCAGCAUUUCAACUCCUCCUUUCCACCUCGUAACUGCUUUGUCCCCAUUCGAUGUAUGAAUUCUGUUUUCUUUUAAGGCGUCCAAACAAUCUUUUUUAUCAGUGUGAAAACAGGUGUGCUGGACUUGCUACAGCUGUCCAGGGACUUACUUGUGGGUAUGACGCUCACAGUUUUCGGCUCUGUCCCUACCUGUGAAGUGACUCUAAAAACGGACACCUCCAACAGGCAGACAGAAUGACUCUGAGUCCAAAACUCUGACUUAUCUUUGCAUGUGUUUUGCAAGUGCUGAAAUUGAUGGGCUGACCCAGUCUUGAGCACGGUUUGUAAUCUCAGCUGUUCUGUAUAACCCCCGCCCACCUCUCCAGCGUCUCCCAUGGGAGGGAGGGUUGACACUGCAUCCCAGGACCUGCCCUUACCUCCCCCUCCCCCCUCCCUCCCCCCCCCUCCUUUGCAAGAGACAAAAUAGCAUCCUUUUGGGCAUGGCUUGCUGAGUAUGCCAAACUAUUUAACCCUGUCACUACCAAUUAUGAGCAAAUGCUGGAAUGUCUUCAAAGUGACAGGACAUAGUAUGUAUUUUAAAAUAACAAAGUUUAAAAAAAGAUUUGUCACAAAUUAUAUGACAGAAAUGAUAUGCUUUUAUUGUACUAGUUUUCUAUCACUCAAACAUGUUGUUGUUCACAUUAUUCCAAACAUCAUUAUGAUGGACAUCUGCCAUAAUGAUCAACUAUAGCUACUGGAAAUGUUUGGGGUUCUGUGGAAGACACGAGAACAUUGGUUGUCUUAAAAAAAAAUACACAGCAGCAGCAACGACGACAAAUAGUGACAGAAUGUUCCUGAAGUGACCCUUCAGCGCUAGGUGUUCGGCAGGAAGUGGCACAGCUGUAAAAGACAGAAAAGUUUUUUCUGUGAAGAGAUGACUUGCAUCGGAGAUUUUCUAUAUUUUUGUAUGCGUUGUCUUGCUUUGAUCUCUUUGCCUAUGCGGCGUGCCAGUGUAUGUGGUUUUUUGCACGAAGCUAACGUGGCUGUAGAUUUCUCCUUUUCUUCGUUAUCACUGUGUGAUAUAGUUUAAUGGGAAAAAAAUAACCAUACAAAUGUGAACAAAAAAGUUUUUAUUUAAUUUUUUAUUUCAAAAGAGGAUACUGUGAUACGGUUUGUUAUUGCCACAUGUCAUGAUCCUCAUGAAGAGCUCUUGUUUUUUCUUUUUUUCAAAUUUCAAAAUGCUCUUCUUUCUUUCCUCUCAUACUGACUCCUGAAAAGCUAUUGCCUUUUAUUCUAUAUUUUCUCUUUUUACUAUGAUGUUUGCAAAAUGGCAUGUUUAUGUGACACAUGCAGAAACUCCCAUCUCCAUAGUGAUGUGAGGAGCCCUGUUGAGGUUCUCCCAGAGGGACUGUCAUUCAUACAACUCAGGAAAUCCCAUUGGACCAUAGCAUCAGUGCAUCCCGUCUGCACGCAUAACACCACUCUUCUCUCAUCCUCCGUGUGUGUGCUUGUGUGGGUGCAUUUUUGUGUGUUUGUGAGACAGAAAGCCUGCCUAGUUAUUUUCUACAAAUAAUUAAAGCACAGAUUCAGUCCCCACAUCCUUCUUUGAUGUUGUUCGACUGUUUAGAAAAGUCUCUUUGUGCGAGUCUGUAUGUUUGAUGUUUUCUGCAAAUGUGUGUGUGUGUGUGUGUGUGAUUGUGUGCGUGGCUAUAUUGUAAGAUGUCAGCAAGCUCCGUAAGCUUGCACAGUAUAUUCAUUCCAAAACCCCUCCAAUGCAGCGAUUCCCUUUAAAGCAGUAUCUGGUGUAGCUGAGCUCUGGUUGGAGGUUGAACUUUUACUGGUGCUGGAGAUUUUAAAAAAGCAUACAGUACAUACAUCUGGAAAUUAUUUUGAAAAUACAGAAGGGAUGACAUUGCUAAAUCGGCUGACUUCUGAACUCAAAACUACAUGAAAAUGAGGAGUCCCAGUCAGGAGAGUUGGAAAAGACAGCGACAACUCAGGGGGAACCAUUGAAGCUGUGCCUUUCAUUUGUCACCUUUGACCUCCCAAGUUGUACCAUCAUCAUCAUCACAUCCUCCAUGCUGUCACUCAGGCCAUAGCUUGGAUUUCUUCCCCUUCUCCCUUUUGAAAUGAAUGCAGUGUAAAAUGCUACUAAAAUCAGUUUGAUAGUGGCACCAAAUAUCCUGUUGCAUCUCCUGUGUGUAUUCUCCCGCUGUAGCUGGAGGUUACAGCGGGCCCAUUUGCGUCAUUGUCCUUUUGGUUGACAUUAAAAGCUGGGCGAUGCUGGCGAGGCGAGGUUGUGCUUUUGUCCUGGCGCGGUGACGAGAGCGUGCCAUUGUUCACCGCCCCCCCCUUCAACUUAUCAGCUCACUCUGACCACCACAGUGCAUUUGCUGUGUCUGUCUCUCUGAGUGUCCUCGUCCUCUCCCUGGGCAGUGUGUGUGUGAGAUGGUGUGAGUGUGUGUGCAACUAUGUCUGUGUGAGAGAGAAGACGGGCACCUUGGUGUGAUACGUUUUUCAUUCACCCAGCUAUCUUGUUCUCUUUCUCACAUGGACAUGAGUGUGUUUUUAUUAUUAUACUUCUGAGGACCAUGACUACAUUCAUUCAUACAGUUUUAACCUUUACCCUAACCCCAUCCUAAAUCUAAUCUUAACCCGAAAUCCAAUUCUUAAUCCCUGGCACUUUGGUGGAUUUCCUCAUCUUUCUAUCCUUGUGAGAACAUUUUGUCCUCAUAAGAGUAGAAACAGAAGAAUUCCCGCUGACACACACACACAGACAGCCUGAUGAAUGUCUACCCUCUCCAUCCUUCCUUCUCAUUCCUGUCAUUUCCUGCGCCCUCAACCCUUCUCUCAUCUCCUCCCACCCCUCUUUGUCUCCGUCCUUUCCUCUUUGCCUCCACUCCCCCUCCUCUCUUUCUUUCCCUCCCUCCCUCCAUCUAUCCCCACAGGUGGCUCAUUACAUAACCAAGAGGACGUCUGAGUGCUACCUAUGCCCACAGGCAAUCAGCCCACGAUUAUAAAUCCGCCUGACAAACAGGAGAUGCGUAUCUCCCUCCUGUCUGUCUUUUUUUUCACCCUCAAGUCUUUUUCCCCUUCACUCCAUCUGGACCCUCCCUUCCCUCUCUCUCUACCCCCUCCUCACCGCCACAAGCUUUUUCUAAGUGACAUCUUUUGAGGUUAGCUGUCCCAGAAAACUCCUAGCAGUUUUUGGAAGCAUUUUAGCGUUUCUCCCUCGCCUCUCUCUUUGGGAAGUGAUUCGUAUUUUGUAGCCCAAUAACAGAAGAACACUCCGCUGUCAGACAGGUGUCUUUAGAGUGUUCUUUUUGUGUGAGUGUGUGUCUUUGGGCAGUGUGUUUUAGUCUGUUGCUUCAGACAAGUGCUGACAUUGGAUAGGCCUACUUAUCAGAGAGAUGUGCUCCAGAUUGUCUCUGUGAGUGUGUGUGUGUGUUUGUGUGUGUGAUAGUGGCAGGAGAACCCAGUGCUAUAAAAAGACAUCAAAACAUCUGUCGGACAGUGUCAAGGCAGGAGGGCGUAUGAAUAUUCAGUUGGUGGUGGCGCCCCUGUUACCCUAUAGUCUACUUACCAUUUUAGAACAAAGCUGAAGGGCCCGGGGACCGCUCUCACCACACCACCAGCCCCCAGUGGUGAAUAUUAGGACAAAACCUGUGAACAUAACUGAGACUGAGAGCGUGAAAACUGGUUAAGGAACUGAAAAUAGACAGUGUAAUCUUCACAGAGAGCGAAGGUCUGUGUGUAACCCACAUUAGCCUCCACUGUCUUAAUUAAAACAUCCCACAAUCCCCGGGAUGGGGGGGGGGGCUCGUGAGAGUUCAGACAGUAAAGCCAUACAACUCACAAGACACUAUGAACUAACAGGGAAUAAGGAAAAUAGAUGACCCAAAAUGAAUGUACUGUCCCAUCUACAUCCUAAUAUCACCAUCAGCAUCGGUCAAAACACACACACUCAACCUUCUCCUCCCUCUGAAAUUUGUUUGAUCUUUUUUUUCCCCAUUUUAAUACUUUUCUUCCUCUUUUGGCUGAAUGUAAUUAUUUGAAUAUUGCCACCUUGGGUUUGAAAACUGAAUCUUUGUUUGCUGCAUCUGAUAUUAUUUCGAGUUAAUAAAAUAUUGUUAUUGUUCUUUGCAAAAA